AUGAUGAGAUAUACAUCACGUUCAUCCAGCUACACGUCACUCUCGACGCCAAAGACGUUCGUCCAAACCCCACGUCACCCUCAACGCCAAAGACGUUCGUCCAAACCCCACGUCACCCUCAACGCCAAAGACGUUCGUCCAAACCCCACGUCACCCUCAACGCCAAAGACGUUCGUCCAAACCCCACGUCACCCUCAACGCCAAAGACGUUCGUCCAAACCCCACGUCACCCUCAACGCCAAAGACGUUCGUCCAAACCCCACGUCACCCUCAACGCCAAAGACGUUCGUCCAAACCCCACGUCACUCUCGACGCCAAAGACGUUCGCCCAAACCCCACGUCACUCUCGACGCCAAAGACGUUCGUCCAAACCCCACGUCACCCUCAACGCCAAAGACGUUCGUCCAAACCCCACGUCACUCUCGACGCCAAAGACGUUCGUCCAAACCCCACGUCACUCUCGACGCCAAAGACGUUCGUCCAAACCCCACGUCACUCUCGACGCCAAAGACGUUCGUCCAAACCCCACGUCACCCUCAACGCCGAAGACGUUCGUCCAAAUCCCACGUCACUCUCGACGCCAAAGACGUUCGCCCAAACCCCACGUCAGCCUCAACGCUAAAGACGUUCGUCUAA
Messenger RNA from Procambarus clarkii (red swamp crayfish), 636 nucleotides. RefSeq lists its product as uncharacterized. The record is from RefSeq and is a predicted model, not a curated record. NCBI's taxonomy places the organism in Eukaryota, Metazoa, Arthropoda, Malacostraca, Decapoda, Cambaridae.